AUGGCUUCGGGAUCUGUCCUCGUCACUGGCGGCACUGGCUACAUUGGCUCGUUCACGGCGCUCGCUCUCCUCGAGGCCGGCUACAAGGUGGUCAUCGUCGACAACCUGUACAACUCGUCCAAGGAGGUGCUCAACCGCAUCGAGCUCAUCUGCGGCAAAAAGCCCGACUUCUACGAGCUCGACGUGCAGGACGAGGCCGCGCUCGACAGGGUGUUCAAGGAGCACCCCGACAUUGACAAUGUCAUCCACUUCGCCGCGCUGAAGGCCGUAGGCGAGUCCGGCGAGAUCCCGCUCACAUACUACCGUGUCAACGUCGGCGGGUCGAUUGCGCUGCUGUCAGCCAUGGAGAAGAACAACGUGACCAACAUUGUGUUCUCGUCGUCGGCGACCGUGUACGGCGACGCCACGCGCUUCGAGAACAUGAUCCCGAUCCCUGAGCACUGCCCCAUCGGCCCGACCAACACGUACGGGCGCACCAAGUCGACCAUCGAGAGCGUCAUCACGGACCAAGUCGACGCGAAGCGAGCCGCAGCGCGCAAGAGCGGCAACGAAGCCGAGGCGCGGAAAUGGAACGCAGCACUACUCCGGUACUUCAACCCAUCCGGCGCGCACCCCAGCGGGCUGAUGGGCGAGAACCCGCUGGGCGUGCCGUACAACCUGCUGCCCCUGCUAGCACAGGUCGCAAUCGGGAAGCGCGAGAAGCUGCUCGUGUUUGGCGACGACUACGCGUCCAAGGACGGGACCGCGAUCCGCGACUACAUCCACGUGCUGGACCUGGCGCGGGGCCACCUCCAAGCGCUCAACUUCCUGCGCGAGCAGCAGCCCGGCGUGCGCGCGUGGAAUCUCGGCACGGGCAAGGGCUCGACGGUGUUUGAGAUGAUCCGGGCGUUUGAGACGGCCGUCGGGCGCCCGCUCAAGUACGAGGUGCAGGGGCGGCGCCAGGGUGAUGUGUUGGAUCUGACAGCCAACGCGACGCUGGCGAACAAGGAGCUCGGGUGGACGACUGAGUUUACGCUCGAGGACGCGUGUCGCGAUCUGUGGAAGUGGACGGAGAAUAACCCCGAGGGGUACGGACAGGCGCCGCCGCAGGCGUUUGUGGACGCGCUGAAGCGGGCGUAG
Messenger RNA from Didymella exigua CBS 183.55, 1119 nucleotides. Its product is annotated as UDP-glucose 4-epimerase. Gene Ontology annotation, biological process: beta-D-galactose catabolic process via UDP-galactose, Leloir pathway. The record is from RefSeq and is a predicted model, not a curated record. Gene Ontology annotation, molecular function: UDP-glucose 4-epimerase activity. The coding region runs from base 1 to 1119 and encodes 372 amino acids. The transcript is spliced from 3 exons. Lineage: Eukaryota; Fungi; Ascomycota; Dothideomycetes; Pleosporales; Didymellaceae. Gene Ontology annotation, cellular component: cytosol.